Molecule: messenger RNA, 1768 nt
Organism: Rubroshorea leprosula
Lineage: Eukaryota; Viridiplantae; Streptophyta; Magnoliopsida; Malvales; Dipterocarpaceae
Source: the annotation of a GenBank genome assembly
CGAGAAAAAAAUGCAGUCAUGUUCAAGACGACCCAAAAAGAAAAAAAGAAAAAAAGAAGAAGAAAUGCAACCACGUUCAUACUCAUCCUUCGAUACCCAUCUACACCAUGCAAACGGUCCUCCUACCAAGCAGUAUUUGUUCAGAAAUCGACACCUUAAACCGUAAGUUUCUCUGGGCUGUCGAUAUGCAAUCAAACAAACCACAUCUUGUUAAUUGGAAUGAUGUGUGCUUGCCUAAGAAAUAUGGAGGCAUGGGAUUGAAGUCUGCAAGAGACUACAACAAAGCUUUGAUUGCAAAGUUGGGUUGGCACAUGCUUUCUGGAAGCAACAAACUAUGGUGCCAGGCUUUCACCUAUAAAUAUCUCCAUUCAAAUAGCUUCUUGAACUGCAACCCCACCCCAUCUUCCUCUGUCACCUGGCGAAGUAUUUUGAAAUGCAGGGACAUGCUCCGCUUAGGCAUACAAUGGCGAGUCGGCUCUGGUACGCAAAUCCAACUAUGGCAUGAUGUUUGGGCAGGAAAUUCGAAGCUCCUUGACGUUGCAUUAUCUCCAAUUCCUCAUCAUCUCCUUGACUUACCAGUGGCUGCUAUCAUCAACAAUUCAAAAUGGGAUUUGGAGCAAUUGACAGGACUCCUCCCAGACCACAUACUUCAGACUAUUGCAGCUAUCCCUCUACCUAUUGCAGGCCAUCUAGAAGAUUCUAUCUACUGGUAUAAUUCAUCCCAAGGUGACUUUUCAGUAAAAUCUGUCAUCCAACUCCUCCAGCAAUCACGCUUACCUGACAUCCCUGAAGUAGGAGAAUGGGCAUGGAUAUGGCAAUUAUGUUGCCCAGAACGAGUUAAGCUUUUUGUGUGGUUAUUGAAAAAAGAAAGAAUUCUUACGAACUCAGUCCGUUUUGCUAGACAUAUGGCUCCUACUCCAGUUUGCCCCCGUUGCGAGCAGUCACCUGAAACCCCAUUGCACCUCCUACGAGAUUGCUACUACUCACGGCUUGUUUGGGAUGCUACUAACUUUCUACCUGGAGAUUUCUUCCAGCUUGAUUUUGCCCCUUGGUUGAGGAAAAAUUCUUCAAAAUCAAGAAUGGGACCACGUGCUUCCGACUCAUGGUCGAGUAUUUUCCUUGCGACCAUCUGGUAUUUAUGGAAAAGUAGGAACAAACUGAUAUUUGAGGAGCAAAGGGUCUCACCACUAGCUAUCGUCCAGCAAGCUAGCAAAUUAGCUUGGGAAAUCCAACUGGCGUUUGCGGCAAAGGCGACCCUCAUCUCAAAAGCCCCUAGAUGGGUCACCGCUGCGGGAGGGCUUCUUCGCGAUCACCUUGGGCACUGGUAUCAUGGUUUUGCCACAAAUGUGGGUAUCACUACAAGCUUCUUGGCUGAGUUAUGGGGAUGCAGAGAAGGCCUUAAGCUUGCUAUUUCCCUUGGAGUGCAGCAACUAAUUUUGGAAAUGGAUUCCUUACUGGCAGUCCAACAAAUCCAAUCCCGGAAGGUGUCUGCAGGUGCAGCAUCAGUUCUUCUUAAUGAUAUCUGCUUGCUACUUGACUCCUUUAGCUCUUGCUUGGUGCAGCACACUCUAAGGGAAGGUAACUAUGCUGCUGAUUUUAUGGCGUCUAUUGGGCAUACAAUCGAUUUGGAUACAACCUUCUUCCCAACGCCCCCAACGGGUAUUAGCAUGAUCCUGCAAAGUGAUUGUAUUGGGGCCAUGUCCCUUAGAUAUUAAGCUCAAAUAGCCUCUUAUGUACCAAAAAAAAAAAAUCAAGCUAUCUAAUUCGA